AUGGAUGAAAUUCUAGCCAAAGCUGGUAGUCAAGCUGUAACGUUUGCAAUCAGAUCAGGGAUAUCUAUUGCAUCGACUUAUGCCAUAAAAACGGUUGCUACAUUUGUUCAGAAAAUACCAGAAGCAGAUGCAACGAGGUUGAAGAGACUACGGCAAAAGCUCGAAACCCGGGUGGAAAUUGUCUCUUCUGCAAUUGACUUGAUAAAACUGGUAGCUGCUAAAGGAAACACUAAUCUGGGAAGCACUUUGAAGCUCACACGGGACCUUAAGGAGGAGAUCGAUCAAUUCGACAUGAAAAUAACAGCAAUUACAGACAAUUUCAAUGCUAAAAAGAACGAAAGGGAUUCUAUUAAGGCUGUGGAGACUUAUGUCCUGGAUCUCCUCGCAAGAAUUGAGGAAGUCAUACCGUUGAUUAAUCUGUCUUUGACCACCUCGGGUGCCAAGCUGAGCACCGUGCUUCCACAACAGGUUUCGCCAGGGCGUUUGCUUCAGGCCUCCAAUUUCAUCAACAAAAACAACGAACUUUUUGUGAAUGAUGGAGGAAACGUACAGGUGGGCCCCACUUUUGAGCUAACGAUGUUUUCGGUCUUUCAGAAUCUAACAUCUGCCGACUCGAGAGCACGCGUAACAUGGAGAGAAGAUAUGAGGAAGGCUCUUUUCAGUGUCUGGAGAAAACGAAGUUCCGAACGAGAAUACGAUUAUUUCAUAAAAGUCGAAGAGAGCUUCGACGAUGGCCUGUACCAUGACACAGCAGAGGAGUGCGCGAAAGAAGUCAAAUUUGAUAUUUGGCAGGUCGUCAAACUAUUCUUCACAGCUUCUGGAAAGCUGUUGAAGCUGGAAGAGAGAAACUCACCGGUUCUUGUCUUGAAGAUUGACAACAACCUAAAAAGUCCCUCCAUAAGUGAUCCAGGCUCUUCCACCGAGGAGCUCGAAUGGCUAGCUUUUGGAGAAUAUGAGCAUUCAGAAAGCUCCGAUGAUUCUGAUGACUCCGAUGAUGAUCAGGGCGAAAGCAAAAGCGAAGUGGUCUCAAAAGAGAAAGAAGUGAGCGAUUCCAUAGCGCUCUUGGAAUAUAUCAUAAGACUCUCAUCCUUGCAGUGCAACGACCAAAAAAGCAUUCUUCAGGUGCACGAUGAGCGUCUAUCAACAUAUUUAAACGACGAAAACCCAAACUCUAUCAAGACAAAGAAGUACGAUGUGAAUGAGGUCAUAACGAGAUUAGAGAAGGUGAACCUUGAUAAAACUCAUUCCUAA
Lachancea meyersii CBS 8951 is the source of this 1251-nucleotide messenger RNA. The record is from the annotation of a GenBank genome assembly. Lineage: Eukaryota; Fungi; Ascomycota; Saccharomycetes; Saccharomycetales; Saccharomycetaceae.